Molecule: messenger RNA, 1863 nt
Organism: Chaetomium globosum CBS 148.51
Lineage: Eukaryota; Fungi; Ascomycota; Sordariomycetes; Sordariales; Chaetomiaceae
Exons: 7
Coding region: 1-1863 (620 amino acids)
Molecular function (GO): heme binding; iron ion binding; monooxygenase activity
Source: RefSeq, a predicted model, not a curated record
AUGUCUUGGCUCUCUUCUCUUUCCGAGUGGCCAAACGGCACGGUUGCGGUGACCGCAGUCCUCGCUGCCGUGGCCGCCUACCUCCUUGCCACCGUUAUCCACUCGGCAACGCUCCACCCGCUCGCUCGCUUCCCCGGUCCCGCCUCCUGCUCCGUGAGCCGCAUACCCUUUUGGGUGGCCUGCAUCACGGGGACGCAGGUGCGGUGGAUGCACAAGCUCCACGUCCGGUACGGUCCCGUCGUGCGCUACAGCCCCAACGACCUCAGCUUCGUCGACGACGGGGGCUCCGUCUGGAAGGCCCUGCACAACCGUCACGAAAAGGGAGGGAGGGAGUUUGCCAAGGCGAAGGAGUGGUUUGUCACCCCUGCCAACGGCAUCUACGGCAUCAACAGCGCGGCCGCUCAUGAAGACCAUCGGCGGUACCGCGCCCUCUUCGCCCCGGCCUUUUCCGAGCGUGCCUUGAAGGGCCAAGAGCCCGUGUUCCGGAGCCAUGUCGACCAGCUGCUCUCCAAGCUGGCCGAAGCCGGCGAGGCCGGAAAGCCCGUGGACAUGGCCAAGCUCUUCCAGCUCACCACGUUCGACAUCAUGGGCCAGCUGACCUUCGGUCAGUCGCUCGGCCAGCUCGAGUCGACCACCUACUCGCAUUGGGUCCAGGCCGUGUUCGAUUCCAUCCGGGCCAUCCCCAUCGCCCAGCUGAUCCAGUACUACCCCCUGUUCCAAGCCCUCUUUGACCUCGUGGAACCCAAGGCCGUCCGGGACAUGAAGUACAACCACUUCCGGUUCUCGGCCGACCGCGUCGACAAGCGGCUGGAGCGUGGCUCGGACGAGCCCGACAUCUGGAACCUGGUAUUGUCGGCCCAGGGCGACAAGAAGCUUACCCUGGACGAGAUGUAUUGCCACGCCGACGUCUUCAUGCUAGCUGGGAGUGAGACCACGGGCACGGCCAUGUCCGGCCUGACCUACUUCCUCCUGACCAACCCGGACAAGCUGGCGCUCCUGACCCAGGAGCUGCGUGGCCGGUUCCAGAACGAGGAUGAGAUCACCAUGGAAAGCACCGCCCCGCUAAAAUAUCUGAAUGCCUGCAUCCACGAAGCCCUGCGCAUGUACCCGCCCGUGCCCGUGGGCGUGCCCCGCGUGGUAGCCGCCUCCGGCAAAACAGUCCUCGACCGCUUCAUCCCCGCCGACACGCGCGUGUCGGUGCACCACUACGCGACCUACCGUAGCGCGUCCAACUUUGCCGACCCAGACACCUUCGCGCCGGAGCGCUGGCUAACAGGUACUGGUGGUGCUGGGGGUGGUGGUAAGUACGCGGGGGAUCGGCGGGAGGCGAUGCAGGCGUUUGGGUAUGGGCCGCGGGAUUGUUUGGGCCAGAAUAUGGCGUGGCAUGAGAUGCGGUUGGUGGUGGGGAGGUUGUUUUAUGGGUUUGAUUUGGAGGUGUGUGAGGAGAGUUUGGGGUGGGUGAGGCAGAGGGCGUUUAUUUUGUGGGAGAAGAAGCCGCUGUUUGUGAAGGUGAGGAAGGCGGUGGUGCUUAUAUUCGCUUAUAGACUUGCACUCAUGGUGUUCCCCAUCCUAGAUUGGCACCUGCGAGGCCCUCAUGCAUUUCUCGGGGCUACGCCGACCCGUGGCUGGCAGCUUGAAGUCUGGGUAUUAUUGGUAAGGUUUGUUGGUCUCGUUCUAGGCCUCGUUGGUGGUGAGACCUCGUUUCGCCAGUCCCUGAACAGCAUUGAGCAUGACGCCGCGGGCGAUGAGCCUUCUGAUGCCUAUCGAUUCCACCCGCCUGUCAAAUACCGUUCGGAAAUGGAACGCGCACACCAAAAGCUCGCUUCGUGCAAAGCGUGGAGAGUGGCUAGAGUACCUAAGUAG